Adineta steineri is the source of this 636-nucleotide messenger RNA. The record is from the annotation of a GenBank genome assembly. NCBI's taxonomy places the organism in Eukaryota, Metazoa, Rotifera, Eurotatoria, Adinetida, Adinetidae.
AUGGCCUUAGCUAUGUAUACUGGUAAUGAAUUGGUAACUUUAUUUUCUGCCGAUGUUCGUGAGAAAGGAAUGGAAAUAUUCAAUCGUAUACCUGGUACAUUACUGAAAUUUUUGGAUGAAAAAAAAAUAGUAAAAAAAAUCUUAUUUAAAGAUGAUAUAUUGGCUGUUGGUAAAAUUAUGGGUACUGAAAAACAAAAAGAUUUAAAUAAUUUUAAGAAAAGUUUACGUGAUUCAAUUAAAUCACGUUUUAAACAAUCAAAUGUAACAGAAAUACAACCGGAAGAUUUCAGUGAAGAUAUAACAACACAUUAUCGUGAACAAUCAAAAACAUGGGCUAAACCAGGUGAAAAAUUAUCAACAAUUGUUCGUUAUACAAAAGAAUAUCAAGUUAGAAAUCUACAAAAUUGGACCAAGGUUAAUGCAUAUGUAUAUAUACAUAUAAUUGAAGAAUGUGAAAAUAAUUGGUAUGGAAAUAAUAAUUAUAAAUUUGGUUAUGAUUUAACAAUCGAAUUAACUGGAAUGUCAAUAGAUACAGCAAAAGCAUUAAAAUUCAGUCAAUUAGUUGCUCAGGGUACUGUUUCAGAUUCAAUUCGAGCAAUCGAAGCUCAAACGACAUUAACAUGGAGCGAUUUGUAG